CUGGAUCCACAGGCUGUGCAGACGAAGAACUGGCACAUGGACGUGAUUGAGAUGAACGGGAUCAAGGUUGAGUUCUCCAUGAAGUUCACGAGCAGAGACAUGAGCCUGAAGAGGACCCCGUCCAAAAAGCAGACCGGUGUCUUUGGGGUCAAAAUCAGCGUCGUGACAAAGCGUGAGCGCUCCAAGGUGCCUUACAUCGUGCGCCAGUGCAUAGAGGAGGUGGAGAAGAGGGGCAUCGAAGAGGUUGGCAUCUACAGGAUCUCCGGCGUUGCCACAGACAUCCAGGCGUUGAAAGCUGUCUUUGAUGCCAAUAACAAGGAUAUCCUGGUCAUGCUGAGUGAUAUGGACAUCAAUGCCAUCGCUGGCACACUGAAGCUGUAUUUCCGUGAGCUGCCGGAGCCCCUUCUCACUGACAGACUCUACCCCGCCUUCAUGGAGGGGAUCGCCCUCUCGGAUCCUGCUGCCAAGGAGAACUGCAUGAUGCACCUUCUCCGCUCGCUGCCUGACCCCAACCUCAUCACCUUCCUCUUCCUGCUGGAGCACUUGAAAAGGGUAGCUGAAAAGGAGCCCAUCAACAAGAUGUCUCUCCACAACCUAGCCACGGUCUUUGGGCCGACACUGCUGAGACCCUCAGAGGGAGAGAGCAAGGGACACCUCACCCUGGCCUCUGACAUCUGGUCCCACGAUGUGAUGGCCCAGGUCCAGGUCCUUCUCUACUACCUGCAGCAUCCUCCCAUCUCCUUCACUGAGCUGAAACGCAACACACUUUACUUCUCCACGGACGUGUAGCCUGCAGGGAGAAGGCACCAGCUGCAAACACUCCCAGCUCCCUGCUCGGGGGACACAGACUGGAUCGCAGCCCCCCAGGGAGACCGGCCCGGACCCAGGACGGUGCCACCUGCAGCUCCUGUACAAUCGCGUACCAGUGGCCCGGUCCCACCCCAGGCGCCGUGCCUCUCUGUAAAGUAGUCGUGUCUUAUGUC
Eurypyga helias (sunbittern) is the source of this 983-nucleotide messenger RNA. Its product is annotated as active breakpoint cluster region-related protein-like. NCBI's taxonomy places the organism in Eukaryota, Metazoa, Chordata, Aves, Eurypygiformes, Eurypygidae. Gene Ontology annotation, cellular component: membrane. The record is from RefSeq and is a predicted model, not a curated record. The transcript is spliced from 7 exons. The annotation marks the transcript as partial. Gene Ontology annotation, biological process: positive regulation of GTPase activity; signal transduction. Gene Ontology annotation, molecular function: GTPase activator activity.